AUGAGCAUCAUGGAAAGCAUGCAAUCCGGCGGGGUAGCAUCGCUCAAGUCGGCCGCCGCCAUCAAAGCCAGUCAACCUCGAAGAAACCGCAUACGUCGAGGACAGAAACUCGAUGAAGUGGUCUCCAUGUCCGAGCAACGGCUCAGCCAGAUCGCUUCAGGCAACACUGAGGGCAAAGCAUCAUCUUUUUCCUCCCCUCCAUCUGGCCCAGGCGCUCCAGGUCUCUCUGCCUCUUCCUCGUUAUCAAACGCUGCUGGAGGAGACAGCCCCUUCCAACUCCAAGAGUAUCUCGCUAUGCUCGUCCGUCGCGAUCCACACAACGUUGAAGCCAUCACCUCUCUCCCCACCGAAGCCGACGUCGAACUCCUUACCACUACCGACAAAGGUAUAUCCAAAGACGACUCUCCCCCAACCUCCUCCUCCUCCUCCGACGAUGACUCCAUCUUCCAAAGCGUAGACACAGACAUUUGGGUCUACGAACAACUCCGUCGCCUUAUCCUCGACCUUACCACCCCCUGGCUCACCUCCCUCCAACUCGAAUGCGACAAACAUCUCCGGCCCUCCACCUGUGCAGCUAUGAACGCAGGCGAUUGGAUGUACCUAUGUGCUUCCCACGGAGAAGAAAAGCAAUGCUGUGCGAUCGACUAUAUGGUUCACACCCUCGACGGCGCAACGUCCUUACUCAACUCCGCGAGGCACUUCCCAAGUAGAACCUACGUGCCGAAUACGAGUUUGAGGCACUUUGGGAGCAUUGCAAGAAGGUUGAGUCGGAUCUUUGUCCAUGCUUGGUGUUACCAUAAGGAUGUAUUCUUGGCUUGUGAGGCAGAGACGAGUUUGUACGAAAGGUUUUAUGUUUUGGUGGAGAAAUAUGAUUUGACUGCGACGGAUAAUCUUCCGCCCCGGCCGGGGCAUGGAGGCGGUGGUGAGAAGCAUGGUUUGGGGGAUGCAGGGGAGGGGGAGGAGAAGGAAUUUUCAAGGGGUGCACCACCAGCACCGUUCACAUUGAACGGUACAACAGCGAAGAGGGAGAGGAGUGGUACGGCUGCUUUGCGAUCGCUUCUUACUCAACAGCUCAGCCAGCCACGGAAAGAACCAGCACCAACAGCAGCAGCAUCGACAGCACCUGCAGGGUCAGAAGUGGAUGCAGUGGGGUUAGUGCCUCCACCAGCACCCAGUCCCCGUCCAACAGCUAUUUUGAGCAGGCCAGACCACGAAGAAGGUGAUCAGGACAAUGCUCCUGCUUGGACAACCUUUGCUCGGCAGUCCCGAAGUGAAGAUGUUGAGGACGAGGACGAAGAUGAUGAUGCGGAAGAAGAAGCUGCUACGGGGGGUGAUUCGGAUGAUCAGACACAUAAGAUCGGUCAGAAGGGUGAAGAUGAUGAUGCGACGAUCAAUCUUUGUAGCUCUGGAUCGAUCGGUGGUCUCUCAUCUGUCGGUGUCUCUAAUGAGACUACGAAGAAGGAAUAUAAAGACAAGGUGGACGCGCUCGACGCAAAGAAGAGCGAGGAGAAGAGUGAAGAGAAGGAUAGCACUACCGCCUCUGUCUAG
Molecule: messenger RNA, 1548 nt
Organism: Ustilago hordei
Lineage: Eukaryota; Fungi; Basidiomycota; Ustilaginomycetes; Ustilaginales; Ustilaginaceae
Exons: 1
Coding region: 1-1548 (515 amino acids)
Cellular component (GO): cytoplasm
Source: RefSeq, a predicted model, not a curated record